This is a messenger RNA of Lymnaea stagnalis (great pond snail), 3514 nucleotides long. NCBI's taxonomy places the organism in Eukaryota, Metazoa, Mollusca, Gastropoda, Lymnaeidae. The record is from the annotation of a GenBank genome assembly.
GCUUUCGUGGGAACAACACACGACGAUGACGUCAUUGACCAACGCAUCACAUCUCCACGUGCUGCACUAACAGGUUCACGUUUCGACGACUGGCCCCGCCCCCCCCCCAACACCACACCCCCACCCACACCGCCACAGACGGAAGUACACGGCACCAAAAAGGGGAGCCAACCUAAGAAUGUCCGCGGUCGAGGAGAUGGGGAUAGUCCUCCAGCACGACAUCGACGAGCAGUACCAGUACCAGCCCGGGGAGAUCAUCAGGGGCCACAUCAACGUCAAGCUGUCCCGACCCACGGCGAUCAGGUCCAUCAAUGUCAAGGUCAGUCACGCACCCGAGCCUGUCAGGUUCGGUGACUUUGUAUUUAAAUUAAACCCGAAGAAUAGUAGCCACUUAGAGAGGUAGCCACUUAGAGAGGUAGCCACUUAGAGAGGUAGCCACUUAGAGAGGUAGCCACUUAGAGAGGUAGCCACUUAGAGAGGUAGCCACUUAGAGAGGUAGCCACUUAGAGAGGUAGCCACUUAGAGAGGUAGCCACUUAGAGAGGUAGCCACUUAGAGAGGUAGCCACUUAGAGAGGUAGCCACGCAGAGAGGUAGCCACGCAGAGAGGUAGCCACUUAGAGAGGUAGCCACGCAGAGAGGUAGCCACUUAGAGAGGUAGCCACGCAGGCUUCAGGCUCCGUAAGCCAUAAUUUAUGACUUACUUUCAUUAAAAAUCAUCCGGUUUACUGCUGGCGGUAACGUUGACUGCAGUCAAAGAAAACGUUGCCAAAAAAUAAAUGAGUCGCGAGCGAAUCGACGCACUGCCUGCACCAUCGUGAGGACGUUGUUGUAAAGGAAAAAAAAAAAACUUGAUUAUUCCGCAAAUGUAAAGACAAGUCUCGAUAAAUGUUGAGGACUAAACUCAGAUACACAAAACCAUGACAUAAUAAACAUGACAUAAUAAAUACAUGACAAUGAACACAUUACACAAUACACAUGUUACUUUGACCUGAGACGUUCAUAUGAUAACCCCCCCCCCUCCAAACUUUUCGAAAAUGCGUCAUAUAACUUCUUUGAUAUUUUACACUUUCAUUUUUUCAUGGCUGUUAACAAUACACCGAGAUUAGUCUCCAAUAAUCCAGUUUAAUCUCCAAUAAUCCAGUUUAAUCUCCACUAACCCAGUUGAAUCGUGUCUUUGUCCAGGUAUACGGUGAGGGCAACGUCAGUUGGAAGGACGAGGAGGAGCAGGUGUUCCAGGCCAAGGAAGUGUACGUGGACGCGAUCAAGGCCGUGGUGGACACGACGCACCUCGAGCCCCUCAGCCUGCCCAAAGGGCAACACGACUUCCCGUUCGACUACAUCCUGCCCGAGAACAUCCCGAGCUCUUACAUCGGCAAGUACGGCAACGUCACCUACACCAUGAGGGCCACCGUCGCCGGCGUGAAGAGCUCCGACGCGUCCAUCUCCAGCGAGCCGUUCCUCGUGCUGCGCCGAGCGGCGAUUCCCGCGGCGGCCAUGCAGCCGCUGACCCUGAAGAAGGAGAAGAGGAUGUGGGCGUCCUGCACGUUCGGCAACCUGUACGUCAGCGUGUCCCUGGACAAACAGGGCGGGGUGCCCGGCGAGGACAUCUUCCUCAAGGCGGAGAUAAAAAACCACAGCAGGCGCACCGUGACGGCCAUGCAGGCGGCGCUGCUCAUGAACAGCGUCUUCCGGGCUCAGAGCCACCAGACGGACUUCCGGCAGAUCGUCAGCAAGAAGCGGGACGAGUUCGAGGUCUCGCACAUGGAAGGGAGGCGGUGGACCUUCGUCCGGCUGCCGCUGCCGCCCUACAUCCCGGAGUCGAAGCUGGAGUUUUGCGAGUUCAUCGAGCUCGACUACGUCUUCCAGUUCCGGGUGGAGCUCGCGGGUGGAUCAGAGAUUCGGAUGGAGGCGCCGUUCUGGGUGGGCGGCCUGCCCCAGGGCCUCGAGGUGCCGGCCGACGAGAAAGCCGGCCUCAAGAUCAACCGGCAGUGGACCGUGCGGGGGUCGAAAGGACUGGAUUUCUCGGACAUUACGGAGGAGUCGAAAAUGGAAUACGAUGAGGGGUGGGGGGUAGAGGUGGUGCCAGAGAUGAGGUCGGAGUCGGCCGUCAUCAGCAAUCCGCUCUUCCGUCAGAACUCUUUCUUACAGAAGGGAGUUAAGGUGAUCCCGGAGGAAUUCAUAGAAAACACAAAGUUGUGACAAGUGUGACAGAUGAACUGCUGUGGUGGAUGUGCCACUGACAGUUGUGAUAAGUGUGACAGAUGCACUGCUGUGAUGGAUGUGACACUGAAGGUUGUGACAAGUGUGACAUAUGAAUCGCUGUGACAGAUGUGACACUGACAGUUGUGACACUGUGACAGACGUGACGUGACCGUGUGAGAGUGGAGACCAUGUGACAUCAUGAGACCACUUGGCAGACUCAGUGACACCAUGAAGAUGUGAUCGCGCGCGCAUAGAAUAUCACGUGACAAUGACAAACACGUGACAUCGGUGACAUGUUAAUGAGGUUUGAUGAAAUUAAGCUCUGCAACCUAACAAUGAAAUGUCACAAUGACCAGUAUGGACCAAUUGGCAUGUCAACAAAACCUAUUAUAUUAUAGGCCAAUGACAUUAAAAAAAAACCAGUAUGGACCGAUGAAAUGUUAACAUAACCCAGUAUGGACCAGUGAAAUGUCACCAUGACCCCAGUAUGGACCAAUGUAUCAAGCAUAAUUCUGUGAACAGGACGCCUUACAACUUUGCCGACGGUAUUAUGCAACCCAUUCCAAACAUCUGGGAGACAGAAGAUUCAAAGACUCUGUAUGUGUUGAUUUAAAACUAUAAGCAAUAUUUAUUUUUAUUAUUAAACAAUGAAUUAUAGCAAAACAAAUGUUUGAAUAUUUUUUGUAUCAAUAUUUUCAAAGCAUAAAAUACAUAUUUCCCACUUGUAUGACAUUUUCUUAGUGUGUAUUGAAACUAUAGUUGCUUGUUUCGUUAAAAAAAAGAUUUCAUGACUUAGAGUUUUGAGGACAGUUGAAUACAAUAGCAGCUACAUGACUCCGCAUAAUUACACUUACAUCCCUUGCACAAUUACACUGUCAAUAGCUGCUGUUCUAUCAACACCUAACUAACUCCCCAAUGGCUAUUGAUACGGCAACUGUCAAUAGCUGCUGUUCUAUCAACACCUAACUCUCUCCCCAAUGGCUAUUGAUACGGCAACUGUCAAUAGCUGCUGUUCUAUCAACACCUAACUAACUCUCCAAUGGCUAUUGAUACGGCAACUGUCAAUAGCUGCUGUUCUAUCAACACCUAACUAACUCCCCAAUGGUUAUUGAUACGGCAACUGUCAAUAGCUGCUGUUCUAUCAACACCUAACUAACUCCCCAAUGGCUAUUGGUACGGCAACUGUCAAUAGUACUGUUCUAUCCGCACGUAUCAGACAUAGACUAACGUCUUAGUCUUGUCAUUCUGUUAUGAUGCACACUAAGACUUCCUUCAUACAUACAAUACAACUAUUUUAUAAGCAUAACGGAG